UUUUCAAAGCUCGUUAACGGCGGUUGUCGUGGAGUCGCCUCCCUGAACACAACAACAACAACCAUCACCACCACCUCCUCCUCCUCCUCCUCCUCCUCUCUGCCGCCAAUAGGUAACAUUUACCGGGGAUGUCCGGACGGAGCGUCGGCCCGCUGGCGUUCGCAGCGAUCUGAAGCCAAGAGCCGGAUGGAUCCACUGGAUUUCUCCGAGGAGGAGAUCCAGCAGCAGCUGCUUCUCCUCGGCUACAAGAACGUCCCGAAGGCGAGGCUGCUGGAGCUGAAACGAGAUCUGGAUGAGCUGAUCCGGCAUGGAGAGUGGAGGAGUGUGUCCCUGUCUCCUCAGACGUCCCCUGGGCCGAGCCCCCCCGCCUUCACCAAAGAGAAAGUCCGUCCCUCUGAGGCCUUCGUUCUUCAUGCAGCGCCGUGCGGAGACGGACAGCCGCUCCUCACACACCCGUGCAGAGACGAGCGUCCUCCCGGUGACUCCUACGCCCGCCACUCGGUGGCGCCGGCGCAGCGGCUCGCCGCCGGAGCGCCGUGUCUCCUGACGGUGGAGGACGACCCCGACACCCUGUCCCACAGCCCCACAACGUCCCUGCACUCCCAGGAGAGACGCUUCAUCAGGAGGAAGGUCAUGAGGAAGCUGAAGGGACAGAGACACGUCUGUGAUGAGUCCGUCUACAGUGAGGACUCAGACGGGCUGAGCUGUCUGGAGCAGCGUCUGGCCCAGAUCCAGGUCUCUCCAUCAGAACCGGACCGGGAGACGGACGGCGGCGCCGACUCAGAUGGCGGCUCUGACAGAACCGCAUCCAGCGCCGCCGAGUCCUGUCUGAGCAGCCUGACUGGAACCGGGACUGACGGCGACCUUCGACCCCAACCUAAGUCCUUCAUCCGGCCGGCGGUCGGGCCCCCAGUGAGGAAGAGCGACCCGGUGGCCAGGUAUUUCCAGUACAAGCAGAUCUGGGACAUGUUCAAGUGUCCAGGAGAGGUGGACCGGCGGGCGCUGCGCUGGGAGAUCAAGGAGCGUCUGGCGUACCAGCCCCCCCCGCCCCGACCCCGCAGAGUCUACGUGCCCAACACGUACGUGGUGCCGACGGAGAAGAAGCGCUCAGCGCUGCGCUGGGCGGUCCGGACCGAGCUGGCCGCCGCGCCGCAGCCCUGCAGGGCCAGCGGACGCUUCUAGAAACACGCCGGGGGAUUUUAUACACAACGCUUUUAUUAAUGUACAACUGAGUGAACAAAUAAAGACUUCAGAAAACUUCG
This is a messenger RNA of Salarias fasciatus (jewelled blenny), 1262 nucleotides long. RefSeq names its product HYLS1 centriolar and ciliogenesis associated (gene hyls1). The record is from RefSeq and is a predicted model, not a curated record. Gene Ontology annotation, cellular component: centriole; non-motile cilium. Gene Ontology annotation, biological process: cilium assembly. The coding region runs from base 187 to 1182 and encodes 331 amino acids. NCBI's taxonomy places the organism in Eukaryota, Metazoa, Chordata, Actinopteri, Blenniiformes, Blenniidae. The transcript is spliced from 12 exons.